AUGUCAACAUCAGAGAACACAACAACAGUUAUAGUCCAUGAAGCCAUAAAUGAAGAAUACGAAUACAUACAAUAUAACAAACAACUUCGCCUCAUUCGUUCGGUCAAAGAUGACAUGUACCAAAUGCAAAGUAUAAUGAAUGCUCUUCGUUCUACAAAGCAAGCAUAUCAUUGGUUUGAAAACCAACAGACAAAAGAACUUUUAGAAGAAUUUCCUCAUAUGAUUGCUUCCCUCGGAAAACCGAGAGAAGAGAUUCCGUACGAAAAUCGCAAGAAUUUGGCUCCUGGUUUGAAAGGUUAUUAUGUUCAUAGACUUUUAGUAAAUGCUGUAGCAAUGUGGGCUUCACCUCGUUAUGCUUGUUAUAUUUUCAUGAUGUUAGAUGAACUAUAUAAAGCAGAACGUGAAGAUAUGGAAAUGAAACUUCAAGCAAAAGAUGAAGUCAUUGAAUCCAAAGACAAAAGCAUACAGAAAAGAAUACCACGUUCAGUACCAAAAGGAAAGGAAAAGAGUUAUAAGUAUAUGAUAUAUACUGAAGAGUUGGAGAAAGAAGAAGAUAGAGAUAUGGUUAU
This is a messenger RNA of Trichomonas vaginalis G3, 569 nucleotides long. RefSeq names its product KilA, N-terminal/APSES-type HTH, DNA-binding family. NCBI's taxonomy places the organism in Eukaryota, Parabasalia, Trichomonadida, Trichomonadidae. The transcript has a single exon. The record is from RefSeq and is a predicted model, not a curated record. The annotation marks the transcript as partial.